Tachysurus vachellii is the source of this 1524-nucleotide messenger RNA. It is a transcript of the gene inka1b, whose product is annotated as inka box actin regulator 1b. Gene Ontology annotation, cellular component: nucleus. The record is from RefSeq and is a predicted model, not a curated record. Lineage: Eukaryota; Metazoa; Chordata; Actinopteri; Siluriformes; Bagridae. The transcript has 2 exons. Gene Ontology annotation, molecular function: protein kinase binding; protein serine/threonine kinase inhibitor activity. Bases 237 to 1127 code for a protein of 296 amino acids.
GGCUGGAGGAUGGUCCCUAUUGAUUGGCUGAGGCUGCAGUUACUGCAAACGAACGGUGCGCUCAAAUAUGCGCUCGCGCAGCAGUGUGAGGGGUGACUAGGGUGCUGAGGGUUGGAGCGCGUGCGGUGUUAAUACACAUACACACUAUCAAAAGUCCACCUUUAUCUAACUUUGGAGCUGAGUUAGUAUCCACACACCAGUGCAACGUGAAGACUCAAAAAAGGCACAGACACAAAAUGUUGUGUGUGCGGAAUUCGGGUGACUGCUUCAGGGACCAGAUGCGGUACAUGAUCCGCUCGAUGCAGGACCUGAAGCAGCUGCGGGAGCCUGGUGAACCCAGCAAGCGCUCUUACGCAGUGACACGCGCUUGCCAUCGGAGAGCGAAACAGCGGGAACACCUGGCCCGACUGCGGAUCUCUCAGUCCAGCGAUGGCAGCACUUAUGACUCAGCUUGCUGUCUGGCGAGUCCACUGGAGGAAGAACAGGACGAGGAAGAUACAGUUGGUCAUCUGCCUCAGGGUUCACCAUGUAGUGAGAAGAGCGUGGACUUCGAUUCAGGAUAUUCAGAGGCAUCCUGGCAAGAUGAGGGUGUGGUUCUGCGCCGCACAAGGAACGUACGGGUUUCAUCCUCUGCCUGUGUCCGCACUAACCGCAUUCGGCCCAAAUCGACCUCGGAUGCAUGCCUGGAACGCUGGACCUCAUUUGAGGCCAGUGAACCCGAGGACUGGACCGCAUCCCUUUUGACUAGAGGCCGCAACAGGCAGCCUCUCGUGCUGGGAGACAACAGCUUUGCCGACCUCAUUAAAAACUGGAUGGACCUUCCCGAAUGUCCUGACGUCACUGAUGUAAAACCAAACUCAAGCAGCAAACUAGCCAAAGACUUUCUGGUUAACGUGAGACGGAAACUAGCCAUCAUGUCUAAGGGAAUAGAUGGACGAGGAAAGUCUGCUGAGCCUUGCACAAAGCGGAUGUCAUGUCCUGUAGGGUUUCAGAUUCCAAAGCCUUUCUUUCACCAGUCACACACUGGACUGCACCAGUUGGAAACAGACUUUUACCAGUUCAGUGCCCUCAUGAAGAGUGGGAGCAGACAGCCUAUUAUAUGCAAUGACAUUAUUGGCUAUAUCUAAGGUCUUGCCAUAAAGAAGGAUACUAAAACUGGAUAAUAAUUUGCAUAAUUAUUUUUUUUUACAAAAGUAUGUGUAAAUAAAAUGUAAGGCAGAAUAAAUGUUUUUUGGAAAAUAAAAAAACAGAAUGAAGACUUUGAAAAAUUAUUUCAGGCAUGUAAAGGUUGACUACAGCUGCCACAAACAGUUGUGGACUUGAUUCUCCAUCAGUGAACAGUUCAACAGAUUAAGGCUUCAGGUUAAAAUUAGAAUACAUUUUUUGCAUACAGAUUCGCACUUUCAUACCACAUAUUACACAGUUAUAGAAGGCAAUUGUGUCAACUGGUGUCAUCCAGAUGAGGAUGGCUUUCCUUUUGAGUCUCAGGGAGUUCUUUCCUUCUGUAAAUUCUGGCUUGCUCAU